This is a messenger RNA of Cynara cardunculus var. scolymus (artichoke), 1023 nucleotides long. RefSeq lists its product as uncharacterized. The record is from RefSeq and is a predicted model, not a curated record. Lineage: Eukaryota; Viridiplantae; Streptophyta; Magnoliopsida; Asterales; Asteraceae. Bases 107 to 772 code for a protein of 221 amino acids. The transcript has 4 exons.
CUACUACUCCAUUCUCAUCUUCUUCAAUCACCAAUUAAAUACAUUCGUUACAGUUUAACUUGGAGCAACAACUGCAUUUGGAAGCAGAAGACAAGAAAGCUAGGAAAUGUCAUUGUCUAUGUCACGAUUUAUUUCCGCCUCACGAACACUCCCGAAUCCAUAUUCAACAUCUCUCACAUUUCAUCCAACUUCUCAUUCAUCGUUGUUCUUAAAGAACAAAGCUUCCGCGUCAUAUAGCCAUCACGGUUCCAUUUCGUGCGCACGACGGAACUUUGUGGUACGUAGCAAUCUUACUCCACCUCCCGGAGUUCCUCUUCCUUCUGGACCACCUUCUGGUUCUAUGAGAAAUUGGAUUGUGGGGAUCGUGUUAACAUUUGUUUUACCCUUUAUCACACAUAAAUGGGGGCCGCUAAUUGUUCUAAAAAAUAAAGUGGAUACCGUAGUCGACACGGCGGAGUAUAUAAUGGAAACCAUCGAAGAUGUGGCGGAAAGAGUUGACAAGGUGAUCGAUAACAUUACCGACGAGCUUCCUGAAAAUAGUAGACUACGAAAAACCAUGGAAGCCGUUGACGGAGUGGUGGAAGGACUAGCAAAGAGUGCUCAUCUUGCUAACGAUAUCAUCGAUAAGGUGGAAGAAGUUGAAGAUAAACUAGAGUCAUUGAUCAUCCAAGAAGAAGUCAAAGAGAAGGAGGAGGUUUCCAAGCAAGUUGAAGGCAAGGACCGAGUUUCAACUACAAGCGUGGUUUCCAAGCAAGUUGAAAGCAAGUUGUAGCCAUGGAGAUUCAAAUACAGUAACUUUGAGUUAUUUGUAAAGCAGGUGGUCGUCAUAAAAUUAGUCGGUUAAUAUAGCAGAUUGGAUAUCCAUGUUAAUAAAAAUAAAAAGUAUGUUCCUAUCCAAAACUAAAAAAAAAGUUGGUCAACGUUCUAAGGUUUGGCUUAGAAUUAGGUGAAUGAUGCUCCUUACUUCAUUAGGUAGAAGGAAAUUCAGUUGGUUUAUUUUGUUUCUAAUAUAAUUUUAUUUAU